AUGACGCUCUCCGGGCGCAAUGCAAUCGUCACAGGUGCCUCUCGUGGCAUCGGCGCUCAGAUUGCUCGAGAUCUAGCCAAGGAGGGGGCCAAUGUCCUGCUCACUUUCACGUCCCAAUCAUCAAAAUCUAAAGUCGAAGAGCUCAUCGCUGAACUUAAAAAGACUACUCCGGAUGCUGAACUAGGCUCGGUCAAGGCUGAUAUGGCCUCGCUGGAUGUAGCGAAAACAGUCUUGACGGCUGCCAAAGAGCUCUUCGGCUCGAAAAUUCAUAUUCUCGUGAACAAUGCCGGUGUCUCCAUCAAUGCCACGUUAGCGGACACGACACUUGACUUGUACGACAACACCUUCAAUGUCAACGUCCGAGGUGUUCUGCUCUUGACGCAGGCAGUCGUGCCGCUGAUGCCUGACCAUGCCGGCGGACGUAUUGUCACUGUUUCCUCGGUGUCUGCUCGCAUGGGCUUUCCCACUCAGACCGUAUACGGCGCUUCCAAGGCCGCUGUCGAAGGCUUCAGUCGGGUCUGGGCAUCUGAGCUCAAGGAUCGCGGCAUCACGUCCAAUUGCAUCAAUCCGGGCCCAGUUGAAACUGACAUGUAUCGGAGUACGACAGACGAGUUCCAGGCAAACGUCGAAAAAUCCACAAAGGUUGCCACCACCGCGCAAAUAUCUGGCAUAAUUCUCAUGCUCUGCAGCGACCAAGCCCAGUGGAUCACAGGAGAUGUGAUAUCUGCCAAUAACGGCCUUCUGAUGAUAUAA
This is a messenger RNA of Mixia osmundae IAM 14324, 753 nucleotides long. RefSeq lists its product as uncharacterized. The transcript has 3 exons. NCBI's taxonomy places the organism in Eukaryota, Fungi, Basidiomycota, Mixiomycetes, Mixiales, Mixiaceae. Gene Ontology annotation, molecular function: oxidoreductase activity, acting on the CH-OH group of donors, NAD or NADP as acceptor. The record is from RefSeq and is a predicted model, not a curated record. The coding region runs from base 1 to 753 and encodes 250 amino acids.